AUGGCAAACUCAAAGUAUGAAUACGUGAAGGCAUUUGAAAGGGAGAAUUACCUACUACAGGAAACUUACAUUGUUAUACGUGUCGAUGGGAAAGGUUUCCACAAGUUUUCACAGCAUUAUAGUUUUGAAAAACCGAAUGAUUUACGGGCGUUGGAGGUUAUGAACAAGGCAGCUCAGAAAGUGAUGCAGAGAUACAGCGAUGUCUUGAUGGCAUAUGGUGACUCAGAUGAGUAUAGUUUCUUAUUACGACGAAGGUGUGAAUUGUAUGAAAGAAGAGAGAUGAAAUUGUGUACCCUUUUUGCUAGCUUGAUGUCGACUUAUUACAUGUUUUAUUGGAAUUUGGAAUUUAAGGACAAGCCAAUUGAAGAGGACAUGAUACCCAUAUUUGAUGCAAGGGCAGUGGUAUAUCCUAACUUUCAAGCUGUAAGAGACUACUUUAGUUGGAGACAAGUUGAUUGUCAUAUUAAUAAUCUCUACAACACAACAUUUUGGAGCUUGGUGAAACUCGGUCUUACACCACAGGAGUCAGAGAAUAAGCUAAUGGGUACAGUAUCAUCCGAUAAAAAUGAGAUCUUAUAUAAAGAAUGUGGAAUAAAUUAUAAUAACGAAUUGGAGAUAUUCAAAAAGGGAACAAUUUUGGUGAGAGAGCUUACAAAUUAUGCACCCAAAGGUGAUCUCAGUUCCAGACAAAAGCAAAGGGAAGAAAAGAGUAGGAGGAAAGCAGAGAUAAAACAAUAUCAUGUAGAUAUAAUCAAUGAUGGCUCAUGGUGGAAGUCACGCCCUUGGUUAACUGAAUAG
Molecule: messenger RNA, 798 nt
Organism: Lodderomyces orthopsilosis Co 90-125
Lineage: Eukaryota; Fungi; Ascomycota; Pichiomycetes; Serinales; Debaryomycetaceae
Gene: THG1
Product: tRNA guanylyltransferase
Exons: 1
Coding region: 1-798 (265 amino acids)
Biological process (GO): tRNA modification
Molecular function (GO): tRNA guanylyltransferase activity; magnesium ion binding
Source: RefSeq, a predicted model, not a curated record